This is a messenger RNA of Coccinella septempunctata (seven-spotted ladybird), 3049 nucleotides long. Its product is annotated as transmembrane protein 47. Lineage: Eukaryota; Metazoa; Arthropoda; Insecta; Coleoptera; Coccinellidae. Gene Ontology annotation, cellular component: membrane; cell-cell junction. The coding region runs from base 267 to 875 and encodes 202 amino acids. The record is from RefSeq and is a predicted model, not a curated record. The transcript is spliced from 5 exons. Gene Ontology annotation, biological process: cell-cell adhesion.
ACCCUCCAAAUAUCAUUUCCGAUCCUUCCGAAAGCUACCUAUCCGGGUAUCGAUAAAAAACUAGUGACGGUCCGCCAUUCAUUUCGCUAUUAACACGUGCAGACCGGUUCGUUGGUUUCGAACAGAGAGCAUUUCCGCGGACAAUGCUGAGAGACCUUUGAUGUGACCGCCAUGUGUUGAUACAAAAGGGAAAUAUUGAUACGUUGUGACGUUCGCAUAGGGGUUGUUGAUGUUGUUUGGCAGAACGGGUCGCCGCUGCAUUCAGAAUGAUGAUAGUUGAUGAAAUUUCCAUGGCGGAGAAUCAGAUAGCACAGGUUAUUGCUUUUAUAUGUGGACUGAUAGUUAUUAUACUGAUGAUAAUGGGCUUGGCAUCGACAGACUGGCUAAUGGCAGCUGGUUGGAGGCAAGGUUUGUUCUUGCAUUGCAUCGAGGAAGGAGCCAAACACCCUUUGCCCUUCAAUAUGCAAGAACCACCAGGUUGUUACCAAUCUAGAGACGCAACAUAUAUCAGAACUGCGGCAGCACUUUGUGUUAUCACAUUAUUGACUGACCUUGUUGCCACCAUUCUAACAGGAUUAGGUCUUAGAUCGAAAGACCAUCAUACCAAAUUCAAGUACUACCGUUUCGCCGUCAUUGUUAUGGCCCUUGCACUUGUAUCCAUCAUCUUAGCCCUCAUCAUAUACCCAGUCUGUUUUGCAGCUGAAUUGAAUCUAGGUAACAGAACGGUCUGGGAAUUUGGCUGGGCCUACGGAGUGGGUUGGGGCGCAGCUAUCUUCUUAUUCGGUGGAGUUAUUCUGCUGUUAUGUGAUAAAGAAAGUGAAGAGAUUUACUAUAAGGAAAGGAAAAUAGUGCAAGAUAACGAUUCUCGUGCCUAGUGGCCACAAAGUCUGCCCGAUGUUGUUCUCUGAUCGUAAGGGACGCAAUGACGUCAUCUCUCUCCGAGAAUAUGCAAAGAAUGAAAGAUUCGUGUAAAUGCAUGAGUGAUCAAAAUUUUCCCGGUCAGUUUGAUUACUUUCAAGUUAAAUCUGAUCGAGUAUUCGAACAAGGCAAUGAUACAAAAACAAACUGACUGGAUUUUCGAUUAUUUGCCAAUUUGCUUUAGAUGAAAAUUCUUCGGUAUGUUCAUUACUGAAAUUUUAUUUAUCGGCCCGAUGUAUAAUGUUGUAUUUUCUGUUGAGCGUGAAUGAUGUGGUGUGCAUGAGAGACAACCCGGGUAGGCUUGAUGGUGCGUGAUAAAAAAGACUCGAAUACACUUUAAGGUAAAUUAAGGACUGAUGUAUGAUUGUAAUAUUUGUUACGAGGCGUUAUCGUCGAUAUUGUUUGAAAGAUUAUCAAAGAAUAAUACAUAUUUUGCUAAUAAAUUUAAAACAUUUCCAUAAGGAUUGAGGCUGAUUUUGUUAAUAUCCGAUUUUAAGCAUUUCCAUCACAAAAGAGAUUUCAAUGAUGAUAUGGUUUUUUUUACUAAUAUUAACCCAAAAACGUAUUGAAACCUAAAAAAUUUCUGUUUUUAGUGUUCAAUUCAUAAUCAAUCCUUAUGAGAAAGCAAGAGUAAUGCUUGUUAUUUCAGUACUUACAUAGCUUUUUUUUACUAAAUAUGCAAGCAUUAUCAUCCCACAUUCAAUAGAUAACCUCUUCCUUGAGGUUCAUUGAGUUAUUUAAUUUACAAAUAUUUUUCAAGACAAGUCACAACAACCGGCAUAUCGAAAUAAUUAUUCAACUCUAAUUUAUUUAAUGAAGGUGCUUCAUGGUUAUCUAUUUCGUGCAUCUUGAACCUCUACUCAGCAAGAAUAUAAAAUUGAAUAUCAAUUAAUACAUAAUGAAAUAUUAUUAAGAUUCCGUAAACCCUAGCAGAUUGUGAUUUGUCAUAAAGUAACACAAAUGGUUUGAAAUGAACUUUAACUGAUAGUAUAUUUAAAAUGUACAGUGAAAAAAUGAUGUUUCUUAGACAUUCUCUCUAUUAAGUGACAACUUAUAAGUUCAUCGCUGAGUCGACUUUACUUGUUCAAAUUUUUCAUUAAUUUUUAAUGUAUUCAUGAUUGAGUCUAAUAACGCAAUAGUGAAUUGACCAAUAGAAAAUAUAUUUUAUUUCUGAGCCAGAACUCAGUUUGUCAUUUUUAUUCUUCUGAAGUGGCAGCGUUUUCAAGCCCAUUUUUUUCGAAUUCAGGAUUGGUUUAUCCGCUAUUGCACUCGUAGCCUCAAUUUCUCAUAAUAUUCCUGUAAUGAUUCAACUAUAAUUUAUUUUAUCGAAUAUUAUGUAAUUAUUGGACCAAUAUUGAAAUUGCAUUAAUAACUCACAAAAGAAACCCAAUAAAGGUUUCAAUCUUUCCUGAUUGUUUGGGAAUUAAAAUUUCGGUUUCAUCCCAAAUAUAACGCUUGUAAAUAUUUAAUUUCGAAACAUUAGGAGCAUAUUAACCCUAGUUUUGUGAUAUAUAACUUGUAAAUACUGAAUGUAAACUGAUAGGUUUGUUGAAUAUAAUUAUGAAAGCAUUGAUGGAUAUGGAAUCAUUAUCAUCAAUAACUUCCUUCCAACAAAUAGAUACUAAUGUUUAUAUCAUAACCAGUAUGUAACACUUCUUACUAACGUUUUUAAUUUAUAUUAAUAUUAUUCUAUCUGCAUGUGUUCAAUGUGUUUUAUUCAUUAAUUUUAACUUAUUUAUUGGAAUAUACUCUGUUCAAUAUUUUCGUUAUUUAGAACUAGGUUGUGUCAUGAUGAUUUACAUAAGUAUUCAAAAUAUUAAGCAGCACAAAGUUGAAUUUCUUGAAAAUACUCAAAUGAAAGUAUGUUUGCGAUGUUUCCUCAUCCAAAUUAUUAUUUAUAAUAUAGAAAAUGUUUUAGAAAUCCUUUUAUCAAACCAACAUAGUACAUAAGUGAAUGGAUUCAAUUUCUGAGAAAAUAGGUAGCUUCUCAUUUGUGGAAUGAUGGUUUUUUAUAUGUUCAAAAACAAAGUGUAUAUUGAGUAUAAUGUCUUCGAUAUAGAUGAAAUACUCAAAACCAAUUGAGCACAUUAUACCUAUUAUUUGUAAUGCAUAAAAUACAAUUUCAAAAUUG